CAGAAUGAAAUGUGAAUUUGAGCCGACUCCAGCUUCUGUUCGCUGUAAGCGCUUUUAAUAUUUCUAUAUUAUGAGAACCAAACACUGAUUUAUAAUGCCAACUGUUGUGAGAGAGGGAGGCAGGAAGAGUUUAUUUUCUAGGAAGUUUAAGUUGAUUUUCAAGAAAUGAUUUACAGCUCUGUUGUCAAAGUCGCUCCUGCAGCGUCACAUGUAGAAGAAGAAAAUGGCUGUUUUCGAAUUAGCCUACUGCAACUACACGAAUGCGGAUAUAUUUCAAACCGCACAUAUUUAUGUCCGAUUAGGCCUCCCUACCACACCAAAACGGGAGUUUGGACACUCAAACCGGAUAAAUCUGAAUCCGAAAAAACAAGUGGAGAAAUAAAAACAUAUCUGUAUAAGUGGAUUCGUGUGGUUGAACGUUUACGGCCAGUGACAAACACAAGAGUCCCUGAACCUGGAGGCAGCUUUGUGUUUGCAGAAAUGAAAGCAUGUGGUCCAGGCAACGUUCAAGAAUAAUAAUACGAAGAAGAAUAAACCCAUGCAGAGUCCUGAACAAACAUGUUUACUGUCUGAUUAAACACACAAACACAAAGAAGACGCUUGUUUCUUCAUUUCUCUGUAAUGAAACGGUCUAGAGGUGAUUUCUUUUUACAACUCUUCCAUUUCAGUUUAAUUAACAUCCACGGAGAAUCAUCCAUUAUGUGCAUCAAACUAAUUAAUCUCAACCUUUGUGCGGAAGAUCCGGUGUCUUCACCGAUUAUCAAGUCAAUCUCUGAGAGCUUUAUUUGUGUAGAGCUCUCUUCCUUCAGUUUUUCAAACAUCUCCAUUAAAGUUAGGGAUGAAUACUCGAGUACUCGUUACCGUAAUUACUUGAGAAUCGUUACAUAACUCGGUUAGCCUACAGGUACAUGCACCAUGUCAGCCAUGAAGUAUUUUGUGUAUAAGUGUUAAACUUGUACACUGAACGAAAAUAUAAACACAACACUUUUGUUUUUGCUCCCUGAACUCAAAGAUCUCAGACUUUUUCUCUCAAAUAUUGUUGACAAAUUUGUCUAAAUCUGUGUUAGUGCACAUUUCCUCACAGGUGUGGCAUAUCAAGAUGCUGAUUAGACAGCUUGAUUAUCGCACAGGUGUGCCUGAGACUGGCCACAAUAAAAGGACACUCUCAAACAAAGGUGCAGUUUUGUCACACAGCACAAAGCCACAGAUGCCACAAGUUUUGAGGGAGUGUGUGAUUAGCAUGCUGACUGCAAGAAUGUUCACCAGAGCUGUUGUCCGUGAAUUGAAUGUUCAUUUCUCCUCCAUAAGUCAUCUCCAAAAGUGACUAGCUCAGUGUGUAAUCAUAUGUGUUAGGAGAAGACGGUGGAAACGUUUGAUAGCAGUCUUGCACAAAAGUAUUUGCUCAUCCUGUUAGCAGAUGCCAAUGUGAUGAUAUCAGAGCUGCAAAGACGGGCCGACUAAUAACAGAAAUGGUGACAAGAGACAUGCUCCCAUCAAGUUUAUCUGCUAUAGUUCACCUAAGAGCUGUUAGCUGUUCACCUUUGUCUCUGCUAUAUCUUUAAGUUACCUUUAUAAACAAAUACUGUCAGUAUAAACCAACAUAUCUGUGUAGCUGUUUUGACUUUUCUUCUCGCUGGUUUCCAGAUUAGCCAGUUAGCCCUUCCACUAUGGUGGCUGCUUUGUUGAGCUUUUUAAUGCCUCUUCAGAAACCUUUGGUUGACAUUAUUGUAAACUAAUUGAGUUUGAGUUUGAGUUUAUUUAUUUAAACCGGGGAAAAUACAUAUUAAUGAACAUAUACAUGUAAAUAUGCAAGAUUAUAGCCAACGGCUAAUUUCCAUCUUUAGUUCCUUCAGCAGGUUGAUGUCAACAACAUAAGAUAAUAAAAUCAAUAAAACUACAGUAACAACAAGUAGAACAGUUAGCCUUCAUGGCCAGUAUGAGCAGGGGGAGUAAUUACAGAGAGGGAAAACGUGUCUUUGAAAACACAAUAGGACAGAAAAUGAAAAAUAAAAGCAAGAACAAUGAAAAGUAUAGUAGAUCAUGAAACAUACAGGCCAAAGGUCAGGGGACCAUAUGUAUUUCACUAGCAUUAAAUGCUAAAAUUAGCUAUCAAAGGGCUGAUUAAAGUGCAGAGUGCUGAAGUGUUAAAGUGUUCGGUGCGUAAUUAUAUUGCAGAUUGCCCGAUUGCACAGUAAAUGUAAAGUGCUAUUUUAAAUGCACAAUACUCUGAGUAUAAAGUGUAUGCCUUGCAUGUGACCCUAAUGCCUAAAAAGUAAAUAAAGAUAUAAUAAAUAGUAAAAAUAUUAAUGGGGGAGAGGGAGUAGUAGUAAUAAUAAUAAAGCAGUGAUGUUUAUGUAUGUACCCCAACAAUCAGCUAGCAUUAAACAAAUAUAUAUAUUCAGGCACGGUUGUGGCGACAGUGUUGUUCUUCUAGUAGCCAAGCUUUAAGAAGUUUGGUAAAGGAGGUCAGUCAGGAGUUCACGUAUUGUGUUUGGUAUUAAAUUCCAGGUGUGAGAAGCACGAACAGAAAAAGUGGCUUGACUGAAGGAACUCUUUCUAAAAGGAACUACACAGUCACCUCUCGAACCAGCUCUUGUUGACCUGUUUGAGUUUUUUUAACAAAUUCUUGUAACGGAGGGGCUGCUUUGCCAUGGAAGAUUUUGUAAAUCAAGAUAGCGUCGGUGUGUUUAACAGUGUAAUUCAUAUUUAAUACAGUUUAAGGUUCAAAACUUGUGAUUUGUUGACAAAAAACAAAUUUGUACCUGCAUGAAAAUGACAAAUAUAUCUGAUUUGAAUUCAUUGAAACCAGGUUACUGACUGAGAUGAGCUGAUCAGAAGUUCUGCUCCAAUCUGACCAUUUCACAGAAGUUCAAAAGACACUUUUAGAAACCAAAGAUUGUGAACGGUGGUGCUGGUUUUAGUUCCUGCAGCAUAAAGUUCUGCUUGAACUCAUCUCUGGCAUCAGACUAUGAUUCAUCUAUCCUCAAAAUACUUUUAAAGAAGCAAAAAACUUAAAAGUAAAUCUAAAGAUAAAUAUUUGACAACACUUAAAGCACCUUAAGUAUGCAGCGUCUUCUUUAAUUGAGUCAUCGAUUGGAUAAUUUAGGGCAAAAGCUCUGAAUCACCUUCAGAGAGUUCAACCUCAUCAGCCGGUGAGAUACUUCCACAUCAAUUAAUUCCUCCUAAUUAAUUUCCCUCUCCUGACUGUACCCUUGCCAGAUAAUUACUGCCCUUAAGAGCAACCCUGCUUAAAAAAGGUUUUGUGCUACCAUAAUACCAAUCUCCAUAAAGAUAUUGCAUAAUUGAUUUUGCCGCGGGAAAGCCAGAGUGAGCCAUGACUGCAAUCAUGUCGAGUCUGUUUACCAAAAUAGAGGUCUGCCACCUUCAUCACCUCUCUGCUGCACUUAUUUUGUUGCAGAUUAUUAGAGGUAAGCGCACCGGCAGUGGAGUUAAUGUGAAAAACAACAUUAAGUGAGUUAUCUGUUUGUAGUCACAGGGGUGUUUCACAUUAACUGGGAAGCAAACACCCAUCACGUUUGGGGAAAAAAGGACCAUUUUUCAGAGGAGGCGUGCUCCGUUCUUUGUUCUUCGUUCACCUUAGAUGUCCCGUCUGUGCGAAGAGGAACGUUCAAUCAAAGGAGCUCAGGCGUUUAGAUGGUUUACGUUGACAGAGACACAAAGGGAAUUCAUGAUCGCAUGAUCCAAACAAACUGAAUCAGCAAAGAAGAUCAAAAGACUGUUACUCAAUGUUUGCCAUUUUGCCUGCAGACACACAGAGGGGUUGGCGAGGUCUAUAAAACAGGAUUUGGUUUGGGGGGAAAUCCUCUAACAAUGACUCCUCAAUAUUAAUGGUGCCAGUUUACCUUUUAUUGGCAAUGUCCGCCCACACAGGUGUUCGUACUUCAUACUGAUGACACAUCUGCUGAGUGAGUGUUACUCUAUUCCACAGAAGAGCUUGUGUGCUGUGACUGGCCUGAGCUUUAGGGCCCCAUUUAUACGUAUCCAGUUAUUUUUUUUAAACGGAGACAUUAACCAUCGUUUGCACCCUUCGUUUAAACGCAAAUGGAGAAUUUGGCCCUGAAACCUGUUGGCACAAGAUUUAGUUAGCCAAUGGCAGAUUGUGCGCUGGAAACUGGGUUAAAUGCGACGUUGUUUACAAUGUAUGGUGGUCAUGGAUGAAAAGGCCGAUUGCAGCUGAUUGUGUCCAUUCAAGUUAAUGUGUCAAUUUCCACCGGCUUCUUUCUGUUCCGGAUCAGUCCGCAGCAAAUCGCAGGAGUUCUAUUUUUCCCGUGAAUGCUCAAAGUUUAGCAAUGUUGAAGCAACUUCUCCCCCAGACAUGAAGAGUGUGUACGUGUUGCCGCCAGCCUCCCCAGUUUGAGGUCUGACCUGGGCGCACUGCUAUCUGGUGGGAGAACUUAGAAAAUGAAAUGGUUUUGCUGAAGGAGUGGCGUGAAAUUUUCCUUCGCUGCUGUCAGACGGCAUAUACGUAUACACGGGUUAGUGUAAACGAAAACUUUUCUGAAAACGUAGUGGUGUGCGGAGAGAAUGAAAUGCUCGUUUAUGAAAAUAGCCGGGCAUGUGUAAACAUAGUCUGAAUCUGAACCCUCUUCUUGUUUCAAACAGGAGCUGGAGCCAGGUGUUUAAGUCUUGUGUUAAAUGCAGAAUCAUUGAAUUCAAGUUUUAAUCAUUUUAGUCUUUCCCUAAAAAUGGCUCCCCUGAGGUUGUGAUUGGCUAACCCUGCUGCGUUGGGUUUUGCCAAGUUGUCAAAUAUAAAACCUUCACCUGGGCUAUUUCCCAUCUUUGAACAACCCAAUGUCAGUACUGUCAUAAUAGGACUGGGCGAUAUGGCCUCAAAUCAGUAUCACGAUAUAUUGAGCAGUUCACCUCAAUAACGAUAAAUGGACGAUAACUACUCCACAAGCUGCUCAGCCCCUCCCACAUUAACUUCGUCUACUUCAGUCUCUGACGUUGGACAGCAUCUUAAAGGGAUGUGAGACCAUUGCCUACCUACACACAUCCAAAACCAACUUUUAUUUAUUUAUUUUUUUGACACAGAAUAUACCGACAUGGACAAAAUGACGUCGGUUAUUGUCGUAAAUUUCGGUAUCGGUAAAUCUUCGGUUUAUCGCCCAGCCCUAUGUUAUAAUACUGAAACCACAAAGUGUUGAUGCUAAACCUUGAAAACUGGGGUGAUCACGUCCGGGGUAUAAGGGGAGAGAGAAGAUAAUAAAUACCAGGUCUGAAUGAGGCAGAGCUUUGGCAGGAACACCUUGAGGAAGAUGGGCUUAUGAUUAGUCAGGGAGGUGAGAGUAAUUAAAUUAAUGAUACUGUGGUUCUCAGAGUCAUAACAGCGUGAGAGCACACAGAGUGCACAGUCCAAGACCUCUUAAAUGGAAUUAAAAGCAGCUGCCGAUGUUCAUGUUCAUGUGUGUGUAACUGUUUAUGCGGAAAUGACGGUAACAUGGAGUAAUUUGUCUUGAUUAAAUCCAUGUAACAAAGUCGAACAGUCAGCCAGACGAGCACAUGUGGUCUCACUCAGUCAGAUAAAUGAAAAUCACCUGUCUCAGGGUGGACUGGUUGUCAAAGUAAAGAUCAGACAAACACAGGAUAGAAAAAUUCAAUGUCGCCCUAUAGUUUGGUAAAAAUUUGAAUAUGGUGCAACUCUGUUUCUUACUUUGAAAUGUAAAUGCUUUGGCUUACAUGUCGUCUCUGUCAUCAGUCAUAAACCUGAAGGCUAUAUGUCUGCAACACUUCUGCAAUAACGGAUGGCAAUUUUUCCUGAUAGACAAGUAUUAAACAUCAAAAUCCCCAAAGCCCCCUUCAUUCCCUCUCUACCUCUCUUUUUCAGCACUUAUUUCCAUCGUCUCCUCCUGAAGUUAUUUCCUGGUUGGAGACGAGUGGCACUGAGGGAUCAGAUGAAAGACGCAGGAGUGGAAAAGCUAAGGUAUCCUCCCACAGAUGUCUUCCUGUGUGCAGUUUACUUCAGUGGGAACUAUAGGAUGCAGGUUGGCGUCACCUUUCAAGCUACUUCAGUCAGAUUUAAAUCUCAGACAGCAGCAUUUUUUCUCUUUCAAAGCCUGGGUGAGACCUGGCAACAGCAUAUUUAUCUUUUUUUUCGAGACUAAAACUACCGACACAAUUUCCAGAGAGCUGAAAUCAUACCUCUGGGCACAUUUUCAAAGAAUAAAAAAAGACUGUGAGCUUUUCAAAGUUUGCAGAGAUGACACGGUUUCUACUGAACGGCGAAUGAAGUCCCUGGAUGAAGUUUACACUAUUUAAAGGAAGAAGAAGAAAAAAAAUCCAACUUCACAGCCUCCUCUUUACUCUGGGAGCUCAAACCUCCACAGAGAUAGAGUUCAACAGACAUCCAACAGAAUGCAAAUAUUUCUCGGCCUUGUGUAAGCUUCACUGUAAUGUACAAUAUAUGCAGAGAGGAUGCAAGAACAGCAGUGUCUGAGCCGCUAUCUAAACCCUGUCAAAACACAGAGCUUCUGUUCAGUGUAAUCAACUCUGCUAUCCAACCUCUGCAGAGCAGGAAACCUCUGAGGAGAAACACGCUGAUUAUUUUAUUUGCCACCAAAGCUCUCUGAGCAAUGGACCCCAAGCCGGCUGCUGGUUUGACGUUCCUCUCAUGCUUUCAAAGAGAUGUUACUCAAAAACAGCGCAUCACCUGUCCCCCCAAAACGUUGACCCAGCUGAGCUCUUCCAGGAGGUCUUUGAUAAAGUUAAUCCCAGCAUGUUAUCAGUGGCAAACAGCUCUCUCCGGCCAUCAGUAUUUAUCCGGGUUUAGGCAAACACAAGUCCAGCUCCUAUUAAAGAAUGCAGCCCUGAUCCUUUAAUCCUCUGUAACCACUGACCCAACUUUAAACUGCUGUUUUGUCAAAUUAGUGAGCGCAAACCAACAAUAAUACAGAGAAGUUCUAUAUUUAGGGGAGAAAGAAAGUCACAGGCUUUGUUUAACUGCAGAUUAGAGUCUGUAAAUGAAGGGUGCACACUGUACCUACUUCACGAGUCAUAAUAAUAAUAAUAAAGCUCUCUACACCUGUACAUACAAUCUCUAAUUGAAGGGCAAUGUCCACUGUUUUGAAGUUCCCUGUGGUGAAACCGUGCGUCCUGUGGCUCUGACAUUCAAGGUAAUUUCUUCUUCUACUCUCAGUACUCGUGCCACAAUUUCCUCUGGUAUGUCUGCGGUGCUUUGAGACUCGUGUGGAAUUUCAGGACGUCGACCACAUGACUGGACCACAUAUGCUGCAUGUGGUACAAUCCUGUGGUUAAUGUCCAAAAUAUCUCCAAAGUUUGAAUACCAGAAAAAUGGAAACAGGGGAAAGUUAAGGUAGAGCGGUAAACGUGAGUUUCAUUUCACUCCAGGGACUGAAAACAUAAAAGGAAACGCUAUCAAGAUAAUUGCCACGACUUUGCAAUUAAACUGUGACAAAUAAAUAUGAAUGCAGUGGGAUUGUGCCCAUUACAUCUUAAUCAGAUGCUAAGUAUGCAUCUGUGGGCCUACAUGCUUGGUUUUGUACUCUUCUGCUGCCUACUGGUCAGAGUUGCUCAGUGCAACUUUUAGAGUACUUCUUAUUUUAGUCUGUUUCCAAAAGGAGAAUUUUUCGAGGGUGUUUAUAACCAAGAGUAAAAGUUGAACAAGUCUGAGGACAGCAUCUUCUAACCUAGAAACUUUGCAGAGAGAGAUCACAGGUUAAUGUCAAAGGGCAAGACCAGACCAAGAUCUGAACCCAGAAACAGCUUUAUGGCAGGAGUCACACCAACUACUACACCACAGGUCUGUCUGCAAGAACAAGUAUCUACUCUUUCUCUGAGGGACUUUAACUCUCAGACUCAGGAUUUAGAAAUGAGAGAUUUUAGUACAUGCGCAUAAAAAUAUUUUGGAAUCAGCAGAAAUUGAUCCUUCAUUUUUGUCUUAAACAUGAUUCUUAUCAAUCCUUAUGUCUGUUUGUGAAGCAGGCCCACAUGGAGCCACAGCCCGAGGUUUGACAAACUUCUGCGGUGGAGGCUUUUAAUGUCAUUCAGCUUGAAUAUUUAUUACCCCACAGAUGCUUCACGUCAGUCGUCUGUCAAAUGUGAAUAAGCACAAACUAGACGUGAAGUGUCACCGUAUCUGACUGACUCCAUAUGCUAUGAGUCUGCAUUUUAAUGCUCUCACAGCAACAUAGACAGAUACCUACUCCUAUUCGUGUCGACACAUGGCUCCACUUCAAAUACAACAAGGUACUUCUGCAGUAGUGGUCAACACUUUUACACACAGGCAGGUCAUCUGGCAGGCAUCUUUCAAAAUCCAUGGGCAGAUAGUUCGAAACAUGAAAACUACUCAAUGAAUAAUGACAAAUUUACAUUAUUGUAAGACAACAAACUGCACAAGUAUCAUCUUGGUAUGAUUUACAGAAAGACCGGACUGCAAAAGUAGGUUGUAUAUGUAAAAGGACAGUGAUUGGUUAUAAGGAAACAGACUGGGCUGAGCUAACUGGUCGAAAAUACUGUAACCAAGCUGCUUUUGACAAAAGAUGUGGACAAAAUGUGCAGUUUGUCAAAUUUACUGUUCUUGUUAAUCAAAAUGAUUAAAAGUCGUCAUGUUUUUGAUUCAAUCUCAUGUAAAUCCUAGCUGGGGGAUGUCGUUGGCCCAUAUUUCUGAUUUACCUCUGAUUGACCUUUUGUUUUCUUUAGCAGGUACUUAACUCCAGAUAGCAAAGUGAAAAGUUCAUUGCCUUCCUUCCUUUCUUUCUUAAUAAAAGGCGAAAACAACCAGGGGCGCUAUCGGGGGGAACAAAAGGAUAAAUGUACCAAAGUGAGGGCCCAUUCAUUGACUGUAAAUAGAGUGGACAAGUGCCUCUAUUUCCACCUGUUGUGGGAAGUAAAGCCAAAACAACACCUCAUUAAGCGCUGACAUAUUGCACUGGUGGAGCCGAGGCACGUGCAGAAGUGACCUUGCUGUUCGAGCCACGGGACUGACGUUACAGCCUUUCCACAAACUGAAGUAGGUGCAGAACUUAGGUGCAAAACAAACACUUAAACAUGUUCAGCAAUAACAAAAGAAACCACCUUUUAGAAAAACAUAUUUGACGUGAUUUUAAAAAAAAUAGUUUGAGCCUGGUUCUAGAGCUCCAAAUUUGCAGGCUCAUGACUGAAAGAGACUGUAACAAUAAUAACAUUUGUUAAAUGAUUCUCUGUUUUUCUUUGUUCUUCCAUGUAGAUUUAGAUUAAUGUCAGCGUCCAUGUAAACAGCUCAUGAAAAUACAGUCAUCAUGUCUAUACAAAACCCAACUGUUGUUUGUACAGACCCGGGGGCUCUUUCAGAUAUCAGCAAAAAGAGACAGAUUCUAGAUGGAAGUAUAAAUUGUCCAUCACACUUCUGCGAACAGCAUGUAAAACACAUUCGAGGGCUGUAGACACACUGUUACAGGCCCAAUAUCCCAUGCCCAAUAUUUACCUCAUUACUGCCGUUAUUUCUCUCCUGUGGAACACUAUUUGCUAAAAGGUGCAUGAAUUGCUCUGCCUGAGAGCAGGAGGUAAUGAAGCAAAUAUUGGACAUUUGGACCCACUUUGCAAUCGUUUGGCGCUGGAGCAUUUGGGCAGAACUGCAAAGGAUGUUUUGGGGGAUGCUGCUGAAACUAAAUGGACCAGAACAGCGUGUCUGCAAGUUCAAGCUCCUAAACUACCAUCACAGACACUUUACAUUUGUGCUGACUGGUUUCACAGCACUAUAUACUUGUUUUGCUGACUUUCGAAAGUUGCUUGAGUUAUGUAAUCUUACUUUCCCACCAACUUUUUUUUAAAUACGAUGUCUGCCCGAACAGGGACUUGAAUCUUGAACCCUCAGAAUAAAAGUCUGAAUGCUCUUGCGUUCCUUUUUUUAUUGUAUUAUCAGCAUCCUGAACGUGUUACAUUUUGAGAUUAAAAACCAUAUGUGGCACCCUGAACAUCAUUUAUCAGUCAUUCAUUGGUAUUAUUUGUACUGUGCAUUGGUGUUAUUUAUUUUGUUACCCAGGCCACCCGCUUAAGUGUGUAAAGACAUGUCAGGCGCAUCAAAUUUAUACUGUAGUGGGUGAACAAUCAAUAUUAUUGGCAGAAAUAGAGGGCCCCAGAAACAAAUUUUGCUCAGGGCUCCAUUGAGGAUUGGGCCGGCUCUGUAUCUGCAUUACAAAACACAGCUUAUAGUGUGUUCAUUUAAAAACUGUUGCAGGACUUCUAUGUUCCUCUGUUAGUGUACACAGUCGUUUGCACCUGAGAACUUCUGUUCAGAAGUACCUGCUGCGUAAUUUCAAGUUUCACUCGACAUGGAGAUGUCAAUAUCUUCACUUUUCUACCAACUUUUUCAAAACGACGUCCGCCCGAACAGGGACUUGAACCCUGGACCCUCAGAUUAAAAGUCUGAUGCUCUACCGACUGAGCUAUCCGGGCUCUUAGAGAGUUAUCACGUGUCUCCCUUUAAAACCACGUGACAACACCGAAAACACAUUUUUAUUUGGCUAUUACAUGAGGGAAAUUAUAUGAUAAGGUUAGAAACAAUUAAAGAAAGAAAAAUCUACACGAAGAAACAGAUGGGUAGACUGAAAAGACCGUUGAAGUUGCUGUAGUCGUUCUUCGAAAAACGUAAUAAAAGCGAUGAUUUACCGCCAUCCAGCGGCCAUACCUGGAAUUACGUGUGAUCUUUUGCCUACGUCAUAUCACAACACGGAAGUAGCGACAAAGAAAACAGCAUGGGCUUGAGGGAUAUGAGAGCUGCGUCCGAAUUGCCAAGUAGUAGUCGAAGUAGUAGUCGAAGUAGUAUCUAGCAUGUCCGAAUUGGCCACCGGAGCGAGUAGCAUGCUACUUCAGAUACUACUUCAGAUGCUAGACACGCCCACAUUGUAGGUUGGUCUCGGUGCAUCCUACGGGCAUGCUACUGACCCAAAAUGCACCGCGGGCUUCUUCUUCGUCCUCUUAAAAGUUGUAGAAGCGCAUGUGAUGCUAGCGCCACCAGCUGCUGCCUAUUUAGAUGCGUCGCGAACGCCGGCUGGCCACAGCAGCGCGCACCAUGUCGGAGCAGCAGCAGCAGCAGGCGGGACCGCAGCAGUACAGAUGUAAGUUUCAUGUAACUUCACACACUGUCCUAAAAAUGUGCGGUUGUAUCUCUUUGUCAUGUCAUGGUGUCAUAUUUGCCCAAGUAAUCAUUUUAUGAGCAAGUGGCGACAUCAUGGAGGUAAAGCUCACUUAUUCCAUCAUUAAACUGCACAGCUGCAGUACUACAGCCAGGCCCGCAGAUGAGGGGCUUCAGUUACCACUGUCUGCACGGGCGCAGUACCUACUCUCUGCCUGCGGGGGUCGUCUUUCCCCACCGCUCGUCUAGUGUGUCCGAAUUGCGCCAACGUGUUUAGUAUGUAGGAGUAGGAUCUAGCAGUAGCACGUAGCAGUAGCAUGUAGUAUCCGAGCGGGCAGUUCGGACGCAGCAGAGUUUUCUCCUGUAUUAAAAAUCCGACAUCCAUAAUUGUAAAUGUAUUACUCGCUAAAGCUCCCCGUGAGGUGGCGCAUAUAUCGAUUUAGUUUGCUGCGGCUAAACGAGUUAUUGUUUUUAUUCCGUCCUUAUCUCUGUGAACUGUGAAGGAGCUCCAUGGACAGGUACUCAGUCCAGAAAGUCAUCGGGGAAGGGUCUUUCGGUCGGGCUCUGUUGGUCCUCUGUGAAACCAGUAAGGAGAAAUAUGUGGUGAAAGAGAUCCAGCUGCCAAAGGUAAGAGAGUGAUGAUCUGUGUGAGCUGUGAGGUGGAAGAACAGCUGAUUUGACUUGGCCUGAAUCCUCUACCAAAGCACACCAUCCUCCUCCUGACCGUGCACUGAAUAUAAAUAGACUGAAUUUGCAAAGGUCUGCACGCUAUGCUUGAAUCCACACACUGUUAUUUAUAGCUGGGAGUGAUAUAGAAAUGUUAUUUACACAACCUACAAAAUGAGUGUGUGUUCCUCAGAGACACACAUGCACUUUAUAUCUGUAAACCAACUUAAAACCUUUCAAACCUCAUUUGCACUACUUUAAGUACAUCCAAUACUGCAUAAUUAUACUACAUAAUUUAUCUGUCAUAUACUUAUAUUUAUAGUAGGGCCCGACCGAUUUAUCAGCGAGCCAAUAAAAUCGGCCAAUUUUAGCCCGUUUGAGACUAAUCAUAAUCGGCCAAAACUCGCCGAUUUUCGCCGAUAUUUUCAGAAAUAAAAUGUUGCUCUGAACUUGUGGCAUGAGCAAUGACAAUAAAGUUGAAUUCUUUUCUAUUCUAUUCUAUGUGCUGUACAUGGAAAGAAUGAUUUCAUACAUAUAUUUCCAUCCUAAUAGAAUCAGUCCAAAGUGGAUAAAUCAAGGAGUGAAGCCGUGCUGCUGUCCAGGAUGAAACAUCCAAAUAUUGUCGCCUUCAGGGAAGCUUUUGAGGGUAUUCACACACCAAACUUUCAUUAACUCCUCAUUAUAUGACCCCUGUAUCCACUUAUUUCGUCUUGAGUGAUAAAAAGUGGGUGUUAUUGUGUUUGUCCAGCUGAUGACCUACUGUGGAUUGUUAUGGAGUACUGCAGUGGAGGAGAUCUGCUCCAGAGGAUCCAAAGACAGAAAACGGCACAGUUCUGUGUCGAUGAGGCAGGUGUUAUCACUUUUAAUCAUUCUCAUUUAACCUUUACGAUUUUGUUUCCACUUUUAACAUGCUUUUUCAUUUAAAUAACGCUCUCUUAGAUCAUGAAGUGGUUUGCCCAGAUGUGUUCUGCUGCACAGCACAUCCAUGACAAAAGGGUACUGCACAGGGAUCUGAAGUCUAAGGUACUGUGAGUUUCUAGAUAUCAUUGUGAUUUCUUCCAUGUAAAAGUUUUAGUUUAUUCGAACAGGUUAAAAGAAAAACAAAAUAAAUACAAUAUACAAUGUAACAAUUGGUUUUAGAUGGGCGGCACAGUGGUGUAGUGGUUAGCACUGUCACCUCACAGUCAGAGGGUCCUGGGUUUGAGUCAGGGCAUUUCUUGUUUUAGGAACAUUAUGAACAGUGAACAUACCAGUUUAAACACAAAUAAAAGUUAAUAAAAGACACGUAACAGUAAUAGUUUUUGUGUGAAUCACAAUAUGAGGGGGGACAUGAGCUGCUUGGCGGAGGUCUGCGCUCUCCAAGUGCUUUUCUAGUUUAAAAAUGCAUUUUCCCCUGAGAACUUUUGGAUGCCUUGUGGUAACUGAUCUGAAUAGUUUUGAGGUCGACCAAAUCCUUGAACUUAAGCGCCUUCAGUUUGAUGAUGAGUGGAUUUGAUGGUUCUCUGUAGGUACUUUUAUUUACUAUUUUUAUUGCUCUUUUUUGGAGUUUGUAUAUUGUUUCUAUGUUUGUUUUGAAUGUGUUCCCCUACACUUCCACACAGUAGAUGAUGUAUGGGAGAGUGAAUUAAAAAUAUUGAAUUUAAGUGCAAAGAUUUUCACUUGUUCCAACAUUGUAAGAAAUAUUAGUUGCGUCUUGUCCUCUGACUGAAAAGAAGAUGAUGAGAAUGAUUUAUUUUAUUGGUUGGGUGCAUGUCGAUAAAAUCUCAUCAGUUUGAGCGAUGCAGGGAGAAAUGAACAAUGAUGAAAUUGCUGAUGUAGAUAAGAUCAAAACAUUAUUAUCUUGUUAAUGCAUAAUACCAUCAUUCUGCCAUGGUUGGCUGUUCUUGUUUUUGCAUCGCGUUCAGUCAUCACUUCUUCUUCAUUUCCUCACCCAGAACAUUUUCCUGACAGAUAAUGGGACAAUCAAGCUCGGCGACUUUGGCUCGGCGUGUAUUCUGAACAGGUACAGGAAGACAGAGGCGGUUAUUUAUAGACGGCCUUUUUAAUGUCAACGCUUACUGCUUUGUUUGCUUUUGUUGCAUUUUCACCUUUACUGAUUUUUUUUUUUUUUGUCAUUAUUUUGCAGCUCAAAGGCUUACGCUCACACGUAUGUUGGCACACCGUAUUAUGUGGCGCCGGAAAUCUGGGAGAACAAGCCAUACAACAACAAGAGGUGUGUGUGUGAGUAAAUCUGACUGGUGGUUCUAAUAAAUUAUGUUCAAAAUGAUCAAAUUUUUUGUCACACCCAAAUUUAAACCUUAACGAUUUGAUUUAUUACGAUCCAAACUGUGUCUGCAUCAGUUGUUGUAGUAACAGUACAUACAAAAGCAACAAGGGAGGAUUUGGAAAGCAGAUAUGUGAUACAUAUAUAAAUGUAAAUGAUCUACAUAAACUCAUAUAUUAUACAUACAUGCAUGCACACAGUAAAUAUCCAGGCCAAGGUUGGUCAGUUGAGGAAUACUUUUCCAUCAAUUUAUUCAUUAUUUCUUAAGUAUUUGUGCUCAUAUUAGGUUAACUGUAUCUACUGUAUAAAAAAAUAUUAUUUUAACUCCCUCGGUUAGAAAAUGAGCAUCCUCACAGGAAACAAACCAAGCAGGUACACCAUGCAAUGCAACUCUUUAUUUCGGACACAGAAACGGUCCAUAGAACAAUAAAAAAAACACACAUACACAUAUACACUAAAAUAAUCCGACUGCAGCAUGUUACCAUCAUGAAUUUUAAUUUUGUGCGAAACUUACAGAGCACACAGUAUUCCAGAAGCCAAUUAAUUGACACAAUCUCCAUGGCAACUACAUUGAAUAUUAUUUUGAAGGCAGAGCACGGCUGAAAAUGCACCUUAUUUUACAUAUGUAUGCUGCAUACAUUGAUGCUGCACCAGUUUUCAGACCACCAAAAACUGUUUUUUAACUGUGGCUGUAAAACUAAGACUUGAAGUAGACUUUUAAAUGUAAUUAACCGUUAAACGAUCCCAUUAGCCUUCCAGCUUUCCUCGUUUUCCUUUGACAGUGCUCGUAAAUUUGCCGCUGAUAAAAAUGCAACAACAAAGGAGACUUUUCGAAACAGUCUGUGCUCCCGGCUCAGCUGUGAUUAUGUAACUUGUGUGUGGGAUAACCAAUGUUGUGUCAUUCAGUCUGUGCCAGUACAUGACGAGCGUCUGCGGCGAACAAAUACCCGUGUGUGUAUGUUUGCAUGUUUUGCAGUGAUGUGUGGUCUCUGGGCUGCGUCCUCUAUGAACUCUGCACCCUGCGACACCCGGUAUGUCCUCUCCUCUCCUUCUCCUCCUCUCUCCAUGAGACAGAGGGCCUCCCUCCAAACAUUGUCAAUGAAUUAGUGUAAAAAGAAUCUUUUGUUUUUACUGCAGCUGUUCUCAGAUGUUGUGGUGCGGUUUGUUGUCAAAGCGAUCUUCCCUCAUGUGUUCAGUUCCAGGCUCCCAGCUGGAAAAGUCUGAUUCUGAAGGUGUGUCGGGGUGCGUACCCUCCCCUCCCCAAACACUUGCCCUAUGAACUACAGUAUUUAAUGAAGCAGAUGUUUAAGACAAACCCAAAAGACCGACCGUCCCUGCACACCAUCCUGACCUCUCACCGUGUCUCCAGACUCCUGCGUGAACAUCUGCCCUCUCAGGUAAAAACCCACCUGUGCGGCUCUCUGCGGUAGAGCUUCCUGCGUAGUGACGGCCGCUCAAGCAGUUACUCCUAAAGUGAUUUUUGUAGCCGACCAUCCAUCAAAAAGACACGCUGUCACAACAUGAUGUUGAAGUGAGAAUUUAAACUCUUACACAACUCUCCCAGCUGUGUUGACCCUGAGUGGAAUCUGACCUUUGACAAAGUGCUGUUGGUUCAGGUGGCCGCUCAGCUCGUGUUGUGUUUGAUUUACUGCACGGCUUUGAAUCUUUUACAGGCGAUAGAAAAGCAGCAAUGGGGGAGACGUGAGGGUCGAUGGAACAGGGAAGAGGGACAGAAGGUGGCUGAUCUGCUGGGGGAGAAGAGUUUAAUUAAAACAUCGACGUUCGAAGGUAGAGUUUGGAAAAAUUUACUGUAGCUAUUCUGAAGCACAUAACUGAGAUUGAACUUUACAUGCAACUAAUAUACAUUGUCAUAAAGUUUGCAUAAGUUUAUUCCAGACAGUCGAACUACACUGGAAUGAGGGUUUUCAAAGACCUGCUUCUACACUCUAUCUUGUUUUUUUUUUUUAAAUGAGACAAUAGUCAUGUUUACAUUUGCAAAAUUUCUUGAUCGGAUCAAAAAUUUGAUGGAUCAGAUAAUCUGAAUCCACCAAUCAGAGCCACUUCUAGCCAAUUACAGGCGAAGGAGGGCGGGACCUUCACCUACCAUCCUAAAAAAAAAUGCUUUUUAGAGGAGUGGGUACAGCAGCUCCUGCUGUUGUGAUUUAUGCCAGAGUGUUAAUAAUGAAACCUCCUGUACAUUCUAAAGAGUGACGAUCGAGUCAGGUUAGAGAGUCACAAUCGGAAUAAGAGUUUACAUGGACACGUUCCGGAGUAACGAUCAGCAUGAAGCACUCCUCACGAUCGGAAUACAUUUUCUUUCCAAUUAAGCCAAAUUAGAUCAAAAUCUUCCGAUCGACAUGACGCAUUUUUGUUCCGAUCGGACAUUUAUUCUGAAUAUUUGUGUCCAUGUAAACGCAGCUAGUCGGAGGAAGGAGAAGCAGAAAACAAAGACAAAAUAAUGGUCUCUCGUCCCUUUUAGAAGUUUUCCUCUACACAUUAAAAAAGAAGUUUAUAAAAGUUAUUUUUUGUGCUAACAUCAGGUGUGGAGUCUUUGGAAGCUCACUGUGAAAGCAGAGAGCCAGGUUCUCGAAAGCAGUGGGCAGCUGAGCCUACGGACACCGUACUGCACAUGUUGGCUAAUGCCAGCCUCAUCUCCUCUGACAGUAUGGCAGAAACCAGCCAGACCAGCUCAGGUAAAACAUUUUCACUUUGUCAUUUUCACAGAAUCCAAGACUAAAUGUUAAGGUUUGAUCUUCCUGUUUAUCCAGGAGUGUCAGAGGAGAGCAGACAGAGGAGACGAUGGGAGACCGAUCCUCCUGAGAGACUUCUGAGUCUGUUAGAGAAAGCCCAGCUCAACAGAGCAUUCAGCACCUUUUUGAUCAACAGAGAAGGUCUGUUCUUUUCUGAGCAGGUGAUACUUUCACACAGGUUACCUGUGAAGUUGAGUGUUUCAUCUCCAAUUUUCAGAUGAGGACCCUCUGGUGGGUCCCCUCUCGCAGCCGCAGGGUGACGACACAGAUGGUCCUGAGCCGGAGGUGUCAGUGGAUGAGGAGCGGCUGCAGCCUCGCUCUGAUGACGAGGACACGUAAGAUACCCAGCCUUAUGACUUCUUAGCAAGGAUCAAUAUUCUUCAGGGAUGUCCUGAUCCUAAUAUCAUCUCUCAAGACUGCCAAUUUGUUACAACAUCAAAAAAAACAAUAGAUAGUAUUAAAAAAAAUAGAUGAAUAAAAAAAAUAAUAAAAGAAAAUAAAGAAAAAAAAUUAAGAGAGCGCAGACCUCCGCCAAGCAGCUCAUGUCCCCCCUUAAACAAGAAAUCCCCUGACCAGGAUUCAAACCCAGGACCUUCUGGUUGUGAGGCAACAGUGCUAACCACUACACCACUGUGCCGCCCAUUGGUUAUCUUUUAGCACUGAAAAUUUCAACGACACCCUUAUUUUUUUUUGUGUUACCGAAAACAUAACCUCCUUGGCGGAGGUAAAAAGAGGGAAACGCUGCUGCCCUGAAGCAACGACGCUGGAAUUGAAGAGAUCUUUAAGAUUAGAAAGAAGGUGUUUGAAUCCGUCACUAUGGAAAACCAGCCCUUCUCAGGGUAGUGAAUGCCUUCCUUGCAAAGUUUGUGCAACAAAUAGGAUGAUUGAAAACAUGAUGUGACUGCAGUGAGUUUUAAAAGAGACAUUUGGAGCUCAAAAAAACUAUUUACGGCUCAGCUAUCUGGGGAAAUCCAAGAAUUGUGUCCAGACUCCAAAUCUGAUGGAGAUAUACCAGGUGAGUUUGAUCUAAUUUGACCAUCUUCGUAUCAGCUGGACAGAAAGGGGAAAUCCUCAUGGGCUUUAUGCUUUUUAUUUGAACAUCCUGACGGAUUGAUCCCUUCAUAAGAGCUGACACUGUUUGAGCAUGCCUCAUCCUUUUGACUUAAACGUCUCUUAUUGACGUUAUUAUGAGUUGAUGUAGAGUGAAUGUGAAGGAGAGGGAACGCAUUGACAGCCGUGGAUGAAUCAUUUAUCUGUUUUUGGACUCACUCAGACGGUUUCUAAAACAGAAAAAGACUUUUCAAACCUGUUGAAUGUGUGGAUUGUCACGUCUUUGACCUCUUUGAUAUAAAACCACAGUGAGACUUCUUUGUCCUGUGUCCUCUCUCCACAGAGACUUUGAGGAAGAAUCUCCGUGUGACUGGAUGGAUGAAGUUGAAAAAAUUAUUUCCGAACACUAAAGAGUCCUUUUUGUCUGGCUGCACUAAAAAUCAUGUUUACACUCGUCAGAAUCAUUUCAUUCAUGAAUACGGGACCUGCUGUAUCUCAGGUGAAGGAGGAGCUUUAAUUCAAGUUUACAUCUAAAUUAAGACGUUUUUGUUUUCCUGUUUUAUGCUCUGCACUGAUAUUCAUAAACUUGUUGUACUUUUGCAGCUAAACACUAAAUUUUGCAUUCAGCUCGUCAUCGUUAUUAAACCUCUUUUUCUCAGAGA
Molecule: messenger RNA, 18483 nt
Organism: Xyrichtys novacula (pearly razorfish)
Lineage: Eukaryota; Metazoa; Chordata; Actinopteri; Labriformes; Labridae
Source: the annotation of a GenBank genome assembly